Bacidia gigantensis is the source of this 1656-nucleotide messenger RNA. RefSeq lists its product as uncharacterized. The record is from RefSeq and is a predicted model, not a curated record. Lineage: Eukaryota; Fungi; Ascomycota; Lecanoromycetes; Lecanorales; Ramalinaceae. The transcript has 2 exons. The coding region runs from base 1 to 1656 and encodes 551 amino acids.
AUGAAGUUCCUCAGCAGUCUGCGAUCUAAAACCCUACUGAAGGGCCGCAGCGGUGGCGGAGAUUUAAAGACAUCGAACAUCGACGACAAUGACAUUGAUACGCAAUCUUCAUUCCCUCCUAAUCCCACCUUCGGGUACUCCCAAAGUCUCCUGACCCGACUCUUCUCAUACGUCUGCCCACACUCACAGGAUGGCAGCUACAAUUCGUGCGAGGACUCCCAAAUGGACGGUGGUUGCAUGCUUUGCGACAUGAGAGAUCUAGCGCAAUGUGCAACGGUCACCCGCCACUGGGCCCCAGCUGCACAAAGUCUACUGUAUCAGAAUGUACGUCUAGAUUCUGUCCACUACUGUAAUCGAGAGCCCGACUUGGUUGCAGGAAGACGAAGAUCGUCUUUCGGCAGUCACGCUGGCAGUCUUCGAGAUCCCGCAAAAGAACGCUUACAGCUUUUCGCUCGCACUGUGAGGGAAAGGACACCCUUAGCAGAUCAUGUGCAGACAUUGAAGCUACCAUAUAUGACAAGAGAGAAUGCUAAGGCCGAUUUGGCCCGAGCCGUGUCGGUGCUACACAAUCUCAAUUACAUUGACUUGCCAGAGGGUGUGUUCAGCAACAAUCCGACAUCGAGCGUGCUCCUUGAAGAAUUGCGAGUAUGCUGUCCAAACCUACGUUGGAUGAGAUAUGCCUCUGGUGCUGAAGAGACCUUUGCUGCUUUGGGUCUGUGUGAUCAUUGGCGUCGUCUCGAACAAUUGCAGCUCCACCAUCUCGCUGCGGACACAGACACUGUUUCCAAGGUUUUGUCAUCCUUGCCUGCUCUUUCCGCCGUGGAAAUUAAGGGACUUCCAUACUUUGACGACUCAAGCUUCUUGUCGCAGGUAGGGUCGUCUCGCUUCCCACCUGUGACAAAAAUGCAUCUUUACGACCUUCCAACUUUGACGAUAAACGGCCUGGCAAGCUACCUUUCCGAACCUCGCGUCCGGAAUACGAUUUCUUCGUUGACACUUUCGAACACUGGCAUCGAGAUCUCAAUCCUUCAUACAGUACUUGCCCUGUGUCCAAAACUUGAAACGCUACGGGUCGUUCAAAACGUCAAGAGACCCUUUCCGUUAAAAAGUAUCCCAAGCCUCGAAAGUCCAUCUCUCAAUACUUUUCAUUAUGAAAUAAGUACUACAAACUCCAGUGGAUACAACGCUUCGGCCCCCAUAGACAGCUACUAUAGCUACCUGGCAAAAUCAGUCCUAAGCAGUUCACUCCCCUUACUCAGUGAACUGUAUGCGCUUUCCGAGCGCCUGCCAUUCCUUCUUUCUCCUGGGCCUGGUAGCAGAAGAACUUCAGCCGGUGUCAAUGAAUUAUCAGAGUUGGCAGAAAAUUUCACUCAAAGACUGAAUCUCUAUACCAAAUCCGUCAGUGAGCUGGAGUGGAAUCUGACCGUUAUAAACCCCACAAGUGCCAAUCACUUCCGAGACUAUUCGCCACGUACAAGACCGCUGAGUCUUGCGAAUCCUCUUCCGUUAAGCCCACAAUGGCGGGAUCCUGCCCGCCAAAGUGUUGUGGUUGGCAACGGAUUUGGUGGAUAUCUCACUGUCCCCGAUCAAUCGGGAAGACCUACGAGUCCAGGUCAGAAAUCUCUCCGGAAGGAACCAGAUGCUUGGAUGGGCUGA